GAAACCAAAUAGUAAAAUAAGGCAAACAUAGUUAGCUUAAAGGCAAGUCUUAACGAUAUGACUGAAAUUAUAUCAACUUGGAGAGAGAAGCUUGAGGAGAACGUCAAACGGGAUCAAGAUCUGCUGACAUUAGUAAGUGUCAGCCUCAGAAAAAGUGAUGAGCUGACUAAAGGCAUGGUGUCCAUACUCUCAGCAUUUGAGGGUUGCCUGCAGUACCUGGAGAACACGGUCAUUCCCAUGCACGACAACACGCUCAAACUACUGCAGCUGAAUGGGACAGUGAAUACAACAUUAUUCUACUUGGAUGAUGCUAUCAGCCACUGUCAGGCCGUUCGAGACACUGACAAGGUCAUCCUUCAGGGGCCUGCAGAACAACUGUCUGACUAUCUGGCCUGUCUUCACCGACUCAAGAAAGCAGAGGAGUACUUUAUACAGGAAGACCCGGAUGGCCCUGAGCUGAACAUGCUUAGAAACCGAUUAGUGCGGUGCAAGUCACAGCUGGAGUCCAAGUUCCAAGUGCUUUUAGGGCUCUACAGCAAGCCAGUGCAGACAGUCAGAAUCCUUAACAUCCUGGCCAAAAAUACACCGGAAGGUACUGCAGGCAGUGUUGAGGAGCUAGAGCUCAUACCCCAAACUAGGCUACAGGACAUCAUCUCCAUCUCUGCCUGGCUGAAUGGUGAGGAUGAAGCAGUGACAACUACAACAAGAGUCUCUGCCAAAAUGUUAAAAACACAGUCACUGGAAAGAAACCCUAGGCAUGACCAUCUCUGGAAACUGGGUCCGAGAAGCUUUUUCUAUAAGUCCUGCUCAAAAGCGACGUCUCUUAGGAGAAAGCCAUCAUUCAUGAGGAAUCCUCCUUCACUACACACAAAUGCAUCAAUGGAUUGUCUUGAAAAACGGGAAGGAAGAAGCCUGUUCACAAAUAGGUUCAGCGUGAAGUUAUUUGGUAGAUUCAAAGCGCAGUGUUUGGAUAGAAAGCCAUCACUAGAAAGCAAUCCGUCCCUAUACUCUCUUGGAAAACUACAGUUGAGUAGCUCAUUCAACACUGUAAAUGUCUCAAAGCCAUCCAGUGAACCUCAGGAUAUUCAAGAUAUAAGGCAUACAUCUCCAGAGCCCUUGCCAUUUCCGUCUAGAGCCUCCACCUCCCAUACAUUCCCAUACCGCAGACCAAAGCAACAAGCUCACACCUCCCAUAUUCUCCCAUACAUCCGACCCAAGCCAAGCUCAGUCUUUGACAUCAAAGCCCACUAUGCUGAGGUGCGAUCCCAAAUGUUGGACUACUCCAUGAAGGGUUUGAAAGACCACAAGAAUCCCAGGAAACUUCCAGGCUCAGUGGCACAGAGCAAGCACAUGAAUUCUCCUUCCAGCAAGCACACGAAAAUAGGGAGUGACAGGAUGUUAGAAGUUGACAUUGGGACCUACCUCCUCUGCAUCACAGGCUUUUUGUGCCUAGCCAAGAGUGAACAUACCAUGGUGUCAAAGGUUUUCCCUCUGAACUAUGACAGAACUUUUGAAAAGCUUAUCCAGAAAGUUCUGGACCAGCUAAUCCAGAAUGGUAAGAACAUCCUGGCGUUGGUUACGCGAGCCUGUUCACAUCAUGACUACUCAGCCAUCAUUGUUAUGUUACCUGUUGUUGACUGUCUCCAAGACUGGGAGAAAGAUCUGAAAAAAAUUAUGAAGUGUCAGGGCACAAGCAGCCCCUUGAUCAAAGUCUCCAAACUCGUGACCUCUAUAAAGACCCUGGUCGCCAGAGCCCUGGAGGAGUUUGCUGUCUAUGUUAAGAGCAACCUGAACAAGGAUACUAUGCCCAAGGAUGGAACUGUUCAUCAAUUCAACAGUAAUACCAUUCUGUUCCUGCAACGGUUGCUGGCCUUCCCACGUGCUGUUCAGUUCAUCUUGAGUUCCACUGGCGUAAAGACAGGCACAGAAAAUAUGGAGCUGUCCAAUAAUGUUCAACAUAACCCCCUUAUGAAGCGUGAAGAUGACUCUGAAGAAAAGUCAUCAGAGAGCAAACAUAGUCUGGAGUCCGAGAAGAGGAUCAGAGAAAAAGUACUUAGUCCUUACAUUUACAGAGUGCUGGAUAAUCUCCAGUAUUUCCUGCAGACUAAAGCCAAGAUGUACGGCGUACACGCACUUGGGGCCAUCUUCCUCCUUAACAACUACAACUACAUCCUCAAGUCAAUGAAGAAGUCAUUGCUGUUUGGAGAGGUUGCAACUAGUGGCAGGAAUCUGGAGGUAGAGUAUGGGGAGCUGAUGGAGCUACAGAAGCAGGUGUACCAACACAGUUGGUUGAAGGUGACAGAGUGUCUGUCUCUGCCCGUCUGUAAACCUGGUGACAAGUUAAAAGAAAAAGACUGUCAGCUAAUAAAGGGCAAGUUCAAGAGCUUCAACGAGGGUCUGGAAAAGCUGUGUAAGAUUCAGAAAACCUGGGACAUCCCUGACAGAGAUCUGCGUCAGACCGUCUGUCAGGCCCAGCGGGAGAUGGUGUCCAAGGCCUAUACAGCCUUUCUAAUGAGAUGUCACAAUGCUGAUUACUCCAAACACCCUGAAAGGUUCCACAAGUACAGCCCAGUGCAGGUGGAGGAGAUGAUUGAGGGACUAUUUGACAUCUCAGUAUGACUUAGAAAACUUGCUUAGGAGAUACUGUAAGGCCUUUACACUACCUUCAAAAUGUUUUUCUGUUUAUUUCUGUAAUGGGAAUUCAUUGGAGUUUUACAGUAUUUAUUUCGUUUCAUUCCAUGUAUGCCUGGCCACUUUUAAUAAAUACAUCUUGUUAAAAUUUUACUGGAGAAUACACAUCUACAUUCAGCUAAAUCUAAACACUGUUUUCUUGAUAGCUCUUGAAGAAUGGGUGAAGACCCAAUUUUAAACAAAUAAUUUAAUCCCAGAUUUCUAAAUGGUUAAUGUUACAUGGAGAACCAAAGGAGACAUACAAAAUGACAGUUGCGUAGAGAAUGAGAACAGUGAGAUAAAUACAGAAACAGAUGAGGUCCACCCUGUUUGCAAAUUUAUAUUGUCUUGCUUUUGCCUGGUCUUCUGUAUGCAUUUUGUCGAGAAACCUCACCACCUUUUGGAGGGGUAUAUCCUCCAAAAACAUUAAGCCAUUCUUGGCACAAAUAAACACUAUAGAGCAUUAGAAUAUAUACAAAUAAAUGUUCAAUAAAAAUACACAUGUAUUGUGUUUCAUGAUUAACAUUUAUCAAUAGGCUUGUAUUGUCAGGAUCAACGUCUUGUGUGUUUUUUAAUAUCAAAUGUAAUCAAAUGUUGUUGAUGGGAAAGAAAAUGUGUUAUGUGCAUGAGGCAGAAUGCUCUUAGUUUUUCCUAAUAAGCAAUACAGUGAUGGCAUUGUUGUGGUAUUCUUUCUUUCUGGUUUUAUGGUCACUAUCAAUGUUUUCUCCAUUUUGGGGGGUAAAUGAGCAAAUUUCUGGUCUGCUUAGUGGAAAUGUAAAAAAAAUGAUACUUUCAGGAAUACUUUAGUAUUUUCAUUUAUAAAUUCUUUAGCUUUUUUUGUUCAUUAGAUUAAAAGUUCACA
Esox lucius (northern pike) is the source of this 3532-nucleotide messenger RNA. RefSeq names its product exocyst complex component 7. The record is from RefSeq and is a predicted model, not a curated record. Gene Ontology annotation, cellular component: exocyst. Gene Ontology annotation, biological process: exocytosis. NCBI's taxonomy places the organism in Eukaryota, Metazoa, Chordata, Actinopteri, Esociformes, Esocidae. The transcript is spliced from 19 exons. Bases 58 to 2619 code for a protein of 853 amino acids. Gene Ontology annotation, molecular function: phosphatidylinositol-4,5-bisphosphate binding.